Vitrella brassicaformis is the source of this 1774-nucleotide messenger RNA. Lineage: Eukaryota; Vitrellaceae. The record is from the annotation of a GenBank genome assembly.
GUGGAGAAGAGGCUUAUUGAGAGGCACUGAGAGGCUGAGUCGAAAGCCAAACUGAGAGAGGAUGCAUCGCAUCGAAUUGUCGUUUGCCACAUCUGCGCAUCCGCAUCAAGUUGUCAGAUUCCCUCCGUUAACAGCCGUCUGCCGUCAUCCUCAUGAAUCACUCCGCGAGAUCCCUCCUCUUCCUUGUUGCAGUACAGGCCGCACACAUCCAGUACGCAGAUCUCUCGCUCUUUCUCUCUUUGUCUUGUGCGCUCAUGCUGCCUGUGUUCUGUGUGCGUAUGUCUCCAUCACCAGGUCGUCCACUACCCCGCCGCCAGCUGUGUCAAGCAACACCGACACAUCAGUGGACGAUUACGGUGUGUGGCGGACAGACGACGAGCAGUACACGCCUGUGAGGACGGCCCCGCAUUACCACCAUCUGGCCAUUGAGGACCUCAUGUGGGUGGACCUCUCCGCCGUCAGCACAAUCGAGAGCAUCGUCCUCAACUUCAAGAACGGCGAUGAGGUACGCCGACGGAUGGCUGGGUGGGCACAACAAGCAUUGAUGUUACUUGCUCUCUCUCUCUCUCUCUGUGUGUGUGUGGAUGGAUGGAAUGGUCAGUUCUACGGCCUGGUGACAGGCAUCGUGCGGAAGGGCCGCAAGGGCGAGAGCCAGCAGGAGUCAACUGGCCCCGCCAUGACCGUCUACUUCGGCGGCUUCAUUCUCGAGCUCUACAUCAGUGAGCACACACGAUCACACACACACACUCACACACAUCCACAGUCCACACACCUCUUUCGUCUGGCUGUCUGUCUGUCUGUCUGUCUGGUCCUUCAUUCAUUCAGAUGGUCUGGUCCUCUACGGAGCCAACGGUGGUCAGGUGCUGCAUCAGGCGCGCUUCACCACCUUCAAGGUGCCCGCCUCACCCAACCGCACCAACACCAACACGGACACCACCACGACCAGCAGCAGCAGCAGCCAUAACCUGCGCCAAAGGGCCCUUCAGGGGGGAGCCUUUUUCGGCCCUGGCUCGGCAUUCGACGGCGCGUUUGGCGGCCCCAUAUCAGCCGUCGACUCGGACCGCCGGCUCGACGACUGCCCCGCCGGUGGGUGCGGCACGGCGCGCAUCGGGCGGGGGCUGAAUCGCCGCCGCGCGCAGAACUGCCAGUGGCAGACGGGGGUUGAAGGUGGCUACGAUCCGUGUAAUAGUCCUGCGGUAUCGACUGCCAACUUGUUCGACCCCACGAGGGAUCAGAUGCUGGGCAUCGAUCCGGUCAGCUGCAACGACUUCAUGACCUUUGGCUGCAACUUCGAGCAGAGGAAUGGGUGGGCUUAAGCAGGGGGAGGGGGAGGGGGAGAGUGGAGUGGAUGCUCCUUCGUUUUGUGAAUAUGGGCUUGUUUGUCAACUAGAGGUGCUGGGUGCUGGUGUGAACACUAUGUGAAUAGACAUUGGCAGGUAGGGAGGGGUCGGUUGGUAUGUGUUCCUGUGCCUGUCUGGUGAGUGUAUGCUGUCCACCAGCUGCUUGCUGCCUACGUCAUUGCACACAUGGAUGGAUGAUUGGAUGGAUGGAUGAGUGCGUCCAUUCGUGUGUGGACAUACGAUAAUGCCCCACUGUGUGUGUCAUUGAGUACGAUGAUGCUUGAACAAUGAAUCAGCCCAUCAAUCAUGGUGUACACAGAGAGACACGUACGAUCACACGUGAGGUGAAGGGAAGGUAGAUCGUUUCGACUACCGACACUCUACCUGGAAGCCCGUAUGAUACGAUUCCUGCCCAAAGCAAAGGCGGCCUUCAC